Messenger RNA from Spirometra erinaceieuropaei, 799 nucleotides. NCBI's taxonomy places the organism in Eukaryota, Metazoa, Platyhelminthes, Cestoda, Diphyllobothriidea, Diphyllobothriidae. The record is from the annotation of a GenBank genome assembly.
AUGUCUCAAGCCCUUGUCGCUGCUUACAAAAGUGCAAUGAACAUGGGUGAUGCAGAGACUGGCCGAAUUAAUCCCUACCUCUGGGUUUUAGACGGUCUGGUGUCAUCCAUCACCAAGACAGCUUAUAGGAGGUCGGAGAAGUCCAGCGUCCAGCUGAAAAUGUACAUGAUGCGAUGGUUGAAGACCAACCUACAGAAACUUCGCAAAAAGUACAAAAAGUUCAAUGGCGAUCGAAAAGUGGACACAAAGACCCUCAGUCCAUCUUUGAGGAGGGAGGACACAAGCUCCAGCGAAUCUGCUGCAAAGUUGCAUUAUGCGACACCUCAGGCAGUUCCAAGCUUCAUUCCGCACAUUUUAUAUGCAGAUGAUCAGAACGCAGGCUGCCAGUCAGGUAGGUGCACCCUAACGCCCCAUAUACAUAACAGACUACUACCCCGUUAAGGGCUCACAAUGCCUUCCAAGAGAAGAUUUGAUGGAACUCGACGUAAUCAGGUCCCAUCAUCUGCAUAAUCACCGCAACCGCCGCGUAAGUUGCCUGACACGGACUUUUCAUCCACUCAUCUGCUCCUACAUAUCACAGCCCGAUAUUCGCACUGCAGUGCAAGUUGCCAUAAACGUGGAGAACAAGGUUCGUCCGGUGGUCACCAAUUUCCACCGAACCUUCACAAAUGCAUUUUGUGCAAUGCUGACGGAGGAGUUGAAAGGGUACGCAGGCCGACCGUGGUGUUACUUUGACUGUGUAGAGAGACAGCGAAGCAUUUCUAACGAGAAUCGUCUUGUUAUCCUGCAGGUUGCCUGA